UCUUCACAACCUCCUGCCUCUUACGAGGUUACGAAUAACACUCUUUUCUCGGUAGCCUUGCCUACCGAUUCUUCAUCCCCAUGUCAAUUGGCUCUUCAAGUAAUCAACUCGAAUGAGCAAGCCGAAACUGAUUUAUCUCUUCAGCAAGCCAAUGGUGAUGGGUCGCAGAGCUGUCGGUAUCAGCAUCACUGUGAUCAUCGUCAUCAACAGCCUCAACUUAAACAGGAUCAACAAUGUCAAGGCCGUUACGAUUCCAGUCACCGGGAUGCAGAUAUGGCUUCCCAUACUGCCAGUAAGCAACCUGUCCAUCCAGAGUCUCGCUUGUCAAUGCCAGUGCGACCAGCCGCGGCCUGCAACGGCAGUCUGUUCGGGGCAAAGUCGGCCCGGCCGAAGAGCUGCUCAGAGGAGAACUCGAAAAGCUCUGUAGGAGGUGAGGUUAAAAGACAAGUAAAUGCGGCAGUGGGAAGAAGCAAUGUGCUGGGGGCAAUGUUAGAAACGAAUGGUACAGAAUAUCUGAGGCUGGCAGAUCCUAUGACGGUCCAGACGUUGCAGUUGCGACAACGAGGAACUCGCUGGCCAUUCUCGCCCACCUGCGAAUCCACGCCAGCAGUCUCAACUGCAGCCAGUUCACUCGAUACCAUUUGUGAAGGUCCCGCUUACUCUGGGGCUCGUGUCUAUUCUAUUGAGCUGGAGCGCGGGCCGAAGGGAUUCGGUUUUUCAUUGCGUGGAGGACAUGAUGAUUUUGAGCGGAUUCCUUUGUUCGUGUUGCGCAUAGCUGAAGGUGGAGUGGCCAGCAUGGACGGGCGAAUGCAGGUAAGAAUAGUGUGA
Molecule: messenger RNA, 828 nt
Organism: Protopolystoma xenopodis
Lineage: Eukaryota; Metazoa; Platyhelminthes; Monogenea; Polystomatidea; Polystomatidae
Source: the annotation of a GenBank genome assembly